GUGGUACUUUGUCAGUGUAUUUGUUUGAUCAACAGCACUCUCUGGUGGCCAUAGAGGAAGUGAAUCUGAAGACCUCCGAACAGACCUUCAUGGCUUCAGAGCAAGACUGGCAUGUAGUGGGGAAAGAUUAACUUCAUAUCCCAUGAUGCAGUGUACUGUACUUUUGUACUGCUCCUCAUAUUUUAAAUGUUCUGACUAUGGAAAAAGGUCUCUUGAUACUUUGGAAGUCAACACAGAAUUUGCAUGGGUCAGUUAUAAUGUCUGCAAUUCAUUCUGAUAACAGGUGCAUUGACACAACAGUCUUUUGUGAGUCAGUCCCUGCAUGCAAAUAUUAUAUAGCCAAGUCCAGGUUUGACCAUUUAAUCACUGGCAUUUUGUUCUGACCAACUCAGUGGCCUUGUUGUUUGAGUGUCCACCCGGAUAUUGGAAGGUUGGGAGUUCGAUGCCCUGCUGAGUCAUACCAAAGAUGGGACCCAAUGCGGCUCUGCUUGGCACACAGCAUUGAGGAGAUUGGGUUUAAGGCUCUGUGAUACAUUAGCGUCCAGGGGGUCCAUCAAGCUGCCUCAUGCUACAGGAACAGGAGAUAGGCUCCUGUUCCUAUGAGCUGUUCCAGCUUGCACACUCCAAGGCUCGUGCAAGGUUAAUGACUAAUUACUUACUAAUUGUGUUCUGAAUCUUGUUAAAUAGUCCAAUAGCACCAAGGACGGUCUUAGUGCACCAAUCCAACAACAAACUCCAGGCACCAAGUAGGGCGCAAACACAGUCUUGUGUUACUGUCUAGGAACUGUGGGUGAUGAGGUGAUUUGCAUUGAUAUCAGUCCCAUUGUAGAUGGUCUUCUCCAGAAACAAACGGUAAUUCUGUAUGUUAGGCUAAGUAAAGACGGUCACUCACUCCUCACCAAUGGAACUCAGUGCAUGACCAGAGAGACUCAGCACAAGAGAUGGUACCUAUGAAAACGAUGACAGGGACAGGCCUCUAUUCGCUUGCUUGCCUUCUCAUGAUCAGCAGUGUCCGCUCUAACUGUGUUCCUUUGGAGUGUCUGAGGUGUGACAUAAUCCCCUCACCUGAAGUGUCUGGGAAUCACAAAGCAGAUGAGGCCACCUGUGAACACCUGUGCUCUAACACUACCCAAUGUCUCAAUACCACUGAUGUAGAGAAUUGCAUAAAAGAUUUUGAAGUGUUUCUGAACACCAGUAAUGGAUUUGAAGUGGAGGAGGGUGAUGACCUCACAAUGGAGUGUGCCCACGACCUACCGGUGAGAGAUCAUGACCUGCUGGUCUUUGUCUGGCUGAAGGAUGGGCUUCCCCUGGAGGGCGAGAACAAUAGCACGGUGACCUUGGAGAGGAUAGGCAUAGAUACCCCUGCCGAGGGGAUAUACACCUGCACCAUCCAGAGUCCCUGUGGCAACUUCACCUCAGAUCCAGAAGAACUUGAAUUUAAAGACAUGACAGUGGUGAUCAUUGUGAUCUGUGGUGUGUCUGCUGUGGUGCUGGUCCUGUCCCUGGGCAUGGGCAUCAAGAUCAUGCUGAAGAAGGACUUUGCGAAGACCAAGACCAGGAUGCAGCAUAAUACUCAGAACCUACGGAACACCGCCAACACAACAGAGUAGGGUUUCCUUUUUCCCAAAAACCUAGCCAUUUUCUUCCUGAGAAAAUUGCAAGCCUUUCCCGGGCAUCCAUGUAUUCCCGUUAAAACAGGAAAGGCUUUUUAAAAGCAUAUAAAAAUCUGAUUCACUGUAAAUGGAGAAAGAUACACACAUGUCUAACGGUUUCUUGCUCUAUUUGUUGCAAUUUAAAGGUCCAAUGCAGACUUUUUUAUCUCAAUAUCAAAUCAUUUCUGCGUAACAAUUAAGUACCUUACUGUGACUACUUUAAAUUAAAAUGGUAAAAUAGAUACAAAAUUUGCUUUUUACCAAAGAGCAAUUUCUCAAGCAAGAAUUUUGCUAGGACUGUCUGGGAGUGGUCUAGGUGGUGAGGGGAAACUGAAAAUGUGCUGUUAUUGGCAGAGAAGUU
Oncorhynchus kisutch (coho salmon) is the source of this 2013-nucleotide messenger RNA. RefSeq lists its product as uncharacterized. The record is from RefSeq and is a predicted model, not a curated record. The coding region runs from base 942 to 1610 and encodes 222 amino acids. Lineage: Eukaryota; Metazoa; Chordata; Actinopteri; Salmoniformes; Salmonidae. The transcript has 8 exons.